AUGCAGAGUUUGGUUCAUGAUGCUUUUGGAGUUCCACAUGAAGAUGGAUAUACUCAAGAUCACACUACUUCGAUAGAUGCAGAGAUUGCUAAUGGGCAAGCAGGAGAAUUUUACAAGUUAAUUGAUGCUUCACAACAACAGUUAUAUGAAGGAUGUGAGAAAUUUUCAAAACUAUCGUUCAUAAUCCGUUUGCUACACUUAAAGUAUCUUGGGAGAUUGAGCAAUAAGGUGUUUGAUAUGUUGUUGCAAUUAUUAACAGAAGCCUUUCCAAAUGCCAUGGAUGGUCUACCGAAGUCUUAUUAUGAAUCUGAAAAAUUGAUGAAAGAACUAGGGCUUGGUUAUGAGAAAAUUGAUGUUUGUCCGAAUGAUUGCACUUUAUAUUGGGGGAUGAAUGAAAGAAGAAUUUCAUGUGACACAUGCCAUGAGCUAAGAUGGCGUACUUCUAAUAAAGAUACUACGGGUGAGAAAAGGAAGAUUGCACAAAAGGUGUUGUGGUAUUUUUCUCUCAAACCAAGGUUGCAAAGAUUGUUCAUGUCUGCGAAGACGGCUUCCCAUAUGAGAUGGCACGCAGAAGGCCGUACGAAGGAUGGGUAUAUGAGACAUCCCGCUGAUUCCCCAGCAUGGAGCACUUUUGAUAGCUUGCAUCCUGAUUUUGCUAAGGAAUGUCGCAAUGUUCGAUUGGGAUUAGCAUCUGAUGGAAUUAAUCCAUUCAAAAAUAUGAGUGUGUCACACAGCACAUGGCCUGUUAUACUGAUUCCUUAUAACCUUCCUCCAUGGAUGUGCAUGAAAGAACCCUACUUUAUGUUAUCUCUAUUGAUUCCUGGUCCAUUAGCACCUGGGAACGAUAUUGAUAUUUAUUUGCAACCUCUAAUUGUUGAGAUAAAGGAUUUGUGGGAACUAGGAGUUGAAACGUAUGACGCAUCAAAAAAGCAAAAUUUUCAGUUACGUGCUUCACUACUAUGGACAAUUAGUGAUUUUCCAGGAUAUGGAUAUUUGUCGGGAUGGACUACCCAAGGGGAAUUUGCAUGCCCAGUUUGUAAUAGACAAACUCAUUCAAUUAGAUUGAAAAAUGGUGGAAAGCAUUGCUAUAUGGGUCAUCGAAAGUUUCUACCCAAAGAACAUGAGUUUCGGAAGAACAAACGACUCUUUGAUGGCACGGCUGAGUAUGGAGAAGCACCGCAACCAUUAUCAGGUGAUAUGGUGAUGGAUGAACUAAAAGACUUCUCAAUUUUAUUUGGUAAGCUGAUUAAAGAUAAACCAAAGUUUUUGAACUGGAAAAAGAAGAUUAUAUUUUUUGAGUUGCCAUACUGGAAAGAUAUAUUUUUUGAGUUGCCAUACUGGAAAGAUAAUGUUGUGGAACCUAGAUUUCAUGCAUACAGAGAAAAAUAUUUGUGA
Molecule: messenger RNA, 1395 nt
Organism: Salvia miltiorrhiza (redroot sage)
Lineage: Eukaryota; Viridiplantae; Streptophyta; Magnoliopsida; Lamiales; Lamiaceae
Exons: 1
Coding region: 1-1395 (464 amino acids)
Source: RefSeq, a predicted model, not a curated record